Messenger RNA from Belonocnema kinseyi, 1349 nucleotides. RefSeq names its product tropomyosin-1 (gene Tm2). Bases 191 to 1045 code for a protein of 284 amino acids. Gene Ontology annotation, cellular component: actin filament. The record is from RefSeq and is a predicted model, not a curated record. Gene Ontology annotation, biological process: muscle contraction; actin filament organization. Gene Ontology annotation, molecular function: actin filament binding. The transcript is spliced from 7 exons. NCBI's taxonomy places the organism in Eukaryota, Metazoa, Arthropoda, Insecta, Hymenoptera, Cynipidae.
GUCUGGACAACGCGAUUUUUUCGUCCUCGUGUUCCGGAUACUCGAAUUUCAUACUUUUUAUUUACAAUAAGUUCGUAACAUCUUCGAACCAGUUUUUCAAAUCGUUCUCCAAAGUUCAGUUAUUAAACUUCUGAUAAUUUGACGGACGGGUAAUUUUCGUACGUGAAGAAGACAAAAAACAGCCGCCACCAUGGACGCGAUUAAGAAGAAGAUGCAAGCGAUGAAGCUUGAGAAAGACAAUGCGCAGGAUAAAGCAGAUACCUGCGAGGGGCAGGCAAAAGAGGCGAAUAUGAGGGCGGACAAAGUUCUCGAAGAAGUAGCAGACUUGCAAAAAAAGUUGACGCAAGUUGAGGCUGAUCUUGUCACUAACAAAGGAAACCUCGAACAGGCCAACAAGGACCUCGAGGAAAAAGAAAAAUCCCUCACAAAUGCUGAGUCUGAGGUGGCUGCCCUGAACAGAAAAGUACAACUUAUUGAAGAGGACUUGGAACGCUCUGAAGAACGUCUUAACACCGCAAGCUCGAAACUCGCCGAAGCAUCUCAAGCAGCUGACGAAUCCAGCCGUAUGUGCAAAGUAUUGGAAAACCGUGCUCAGCAGGAUGAGGAAAGGAUGGACCAGCUGACGAACCAACUGAAGGAAGCUCGUCUUCUCGCUGAGGAUGCUGACGGCAAAUCAGACGAAGUUGCACGUAAAUUGGCCUUCGUUGAAGAUGAACUUGAGGUCGCAGAAGAUCGUGUCAAGUCCGGAGAAGCAAAAAUUAUGGAGCUCGAGGAGGAACUUAAAGUCGUCGGAAACAGUUUGAAAUCCCUGGAAGUAUCCGAAGAGAAGGCCAACCAACGAGUUGAGGAAUUCAAAAGACAACUAAAGACCCUGACUGUCAAACUAAAGGAAGCUGAAGCUCGUGCUGAAUUCGCUGAGAAGACCGUCAAGAAACUACAGAAAGAAGUUGACAGGCUCGAAGAUGAGCUUGGAAUCAACAAGGACAGAUACAAGUCCCUGGCCGACGAAAUGGACUCGACGUUCGCCGAAUUGGCAGGAUACUAGUCAAGCGUCUUCUUCACGCAAGAUAUUUAUAAGAGAAUUCAUAUCUUCCAAUCACCAGAGACAAAUUCAAAAAACCCACUUAACGCAAGAAUGCGAAUUACAACUGGAGCUUCUUAAGAAAAAAAGCGAUCGAGCAAAGUUAAAACACAAAGAAUUACUCUCUAUUACUAUUCAUAUCCAGUUUACAUUGCAAAUUUAUUAUCGGAAAUAAAAAAACUUUUGUUAUAAGAUAAUAAAUCUAAUUAUAACGUGAUGUAUGAAAUGUUAUGCUACGAAAUUUAAUAAAUGGAUGUAACUGUUUUAA